AUGGUACAAUGCAAUCUUUCAGGUCCUAUUGAUUCUUCCCUAUCUAGACUGAACCUCCUCUCGGUAAUUCGUCUUGACCAGAACAAUUUGUCAGCCACAGUACCAGAAUUCUUUGGUAAUUUUACAAAUCUGACCAGAUUGCAUCUUAGCUCUUGCGGGUUGAGUGGAAGUUUCCCACAAAAUAUCUUUCGGGUGAAGACAUUGACCUUCAUUGACAUAUCUUAUAAUACUGCUCUCAGUGGGUCAUUCCAGAAUUUCCCGUUGAAUGGAUCUCUCCAAACCCUCGUAGUGAGAGGCACAAAUUUUUCCGGAGGGCUACCAGAUUCAAUCAGUAACUUGAAAAACUUAUCCAAAUUAGAUCUUUCAAUUUCUCACUUUUCAGGACAACUUCCCAAUUCAAUCUCAGGGCUUACUGAACUCGCUUAUCUGGACUUGUCAAUGAACAACUUCAGCGGUCCAAUUCCAUCGUUUAGUACGGCCAAUAAACUGACGUACAUGGACCUUUCUGAUAAUGUGUUAAGUGGCCAAAUUUCAUCACCUGGUCGAUUUAAGGGACUACAAAAUCUAGUCACCAUUAACCUGCGUAAUAAUUCCAUCAGUGGCAUCAUUCCUUCCUCUCUUUUUAUGCUUUCAUCCCUGCAGAGCAUUAAGCUUUCCGAUAAUCAGUUCAGUCAACUGCAUGAGUUCUCAACUACGCCUUCCUCCGUAUUAAACACCCUCGAUUUGAGCAGCAAUAAUUUAUCAGGUCCUAUUCCAAGAUCUAUCUUCCAACUCAGAGAACUUGGUAUUCUCCGACUUUCGUCAAACAAGUUCAAUGGGCUAAUCCUGCUAGAUAUGCUUGUGGAGCUCAGAAAUUUAACUUCGUUAGAUCUUUCAUAUAACAACUUGUCAAUCAAGGUGAAUAAAUCAGAUUCUCGCCUGUCUUCAGUUCUCAACAUGACCACUCUAAAAUUGGCUGGUUGCAAGUUGGAGACUUUCCCUGGUUUCUUAAGAUACCAGUCCAAAUUAACUGAUCUGGAUCUUUCAGAUAAUCAAAUCCGAGGUCCAAUACCCAGCUGGAUUUGGAAACUUGAAAGUCUCUCUUACCUUAAUCUUUCUCAUAAUUUGCUGACUGAUUUUGAAAGACCGUUCCAGAAUUUGAGUUCCAGUUUGAAUCUCCUUGACCUUCAUGACAACCAUAUCCGAGGGCAAAUUCCCUUUUUACCUAGGCGUGCUGCCUAUUUGGACUACUCAAUGAAUAAGUUCAGCUCUUUCGACAUCCCAGCUUAUCCAAGUGAUUACACGGCUUUCACAAUUUUCCUAUCUCUAUCAAAUAAUUCUUUUCGAGGCACCAUUCCUCCAUUCUUCUGCAAUUUUUCAAGUCUUCGGGUUCUUGAGCUUUCCCACAAUAACUUUUCUGGUACAAUUCCUUCAUGUUUAAUGAAAAUGAGUGAGACCCAUACUAACCCUGCGGAAGAACAAUCUCACGGGGAAAAUACCUGA
Messenger RNA from Neltuma alba, 1482 nucleotides. Its product is annotated as receptor-like protein 50. The record is from RefSeq and is a predicted model, not a curated record. Gene Ontology annotation, molecular function: protein binding. NCBI's taxonomy places the organism in Eukaryota, Viridiplantae, Streptophyta, Magnoliopsida, Fabales, Fabaceae. The transcript has a single exon. The coding region runs from base 1 to 1482 and encodes 493 amino acids.